Mercurialis annua (annual mercury) is the source of this 2725-nucleotide messenger RNA. Its product is annotated as serine/threonine-protein phosphatase 7 long form homolog. NCBI's taxonomy places the organism in Eukaryota, Viridiplantae, Streptophyta, Magnoliopsida, Malpighiales, Euphorbiaceae. The record is from RefSeq and is a predicted model, not a curated record. The transcript has 6 exons. Gene Ontology annotation, biological process: meristem development; meristem maintenance. The coding region runs from base 354 to 2564 and encodes 736 amino acids.
GGAAUAAAUUCCCUGGCCGAGUAGUUGGCAGCCAGGGAAUUUAUUCCCUGACCGAGUGGUUGUAGACCGCGGAAAAUUUCCGCGGUCUACACCACUAUAUAAGGGGGAAAUCAUUCCCCCUUAUUCACUCACACACUAUUAAAAAAAAGUUAUGAGAAUAAAAUGUAGAGAGAGGUUAGAGAGAGGUUAGAGAGAUAAAUUUUGAAGCUUUUUCGGGAUAUUAAUUUAUUGUGAAGAAAAUUUUACGGAGUCUAUUUUCGGAAAGGGAUAUUAUUUUUCGUGGCGGAUAUUAUUUUUUGCACGGAAUAUUAUUUUUUGGCGGAGAAUAUUAAUUUUUGGCGGAAUUAUCGGCCAUGGCAGCUGCUCACGAUCACAUGCAGCCGGGUCCUGAAAGACCGGCGCUACUUUUUUUACAGCAUGACCAUAUCUCUCAGGAUGUCUGGGAUGGCACGGGAUCUGACGAGGGAUUUCUGUCUCGCACUAGCUGUACGACUAGAAGGAGCGCUGUUUUGCCGUUCGCUAGUUUGGACCACCGUAUUCGGUCGAUGAUCGAGCCUACUGGAUUUGCAGGCUGUUUUGCUAUGCGUCACUACAGCGUCGACAUGCAGCUGAUCACAGCCCUUGUGGAGAGGUGGAGGCCGGAGACCCACACUUUUCACUUACCCGGCGGAGAGUGCACGGUUACACUACAGGACGUGGCCAUUCAGACCGGACUACCAGUAGACGGUCAUGCUGUUACAGGAGGUAUUGUACAUGAUUGGGCUGCAGUGGCAGAGAGGGUUUUGGGGAUUCCUGCGGGCAGAUAUCCUGUUAAGCCUGCAAAUUCCACCGUCCGGACUUCUUGGAUCCUAGAGAGUUUCCCCAACUUCAGUGCGUUACCAGACCAGGCGACUGACGAGCUUGUCCAUCAGUACACACGGGCGUAUCUCUUGCUCGCUGUCACAGGAUUGUGCUUCACUGACCUCGGUAGUGGAAAGACUUCGUUACGGAUUCUUCCACUUUUAGAGGACUUGGCGGCAGUUCGGACCUACAGCUGGGGAUCAGCGACACUGGCUUACUUAUAUCACGAGCUUUGCUCAUGUUCGUUGCGGUCUGCGAAUCGCCGCAACAUGGGCGGGCCGUUGUGGAUACUGCAGCUGUGGGCAUUGGACCGACUUAGAGUUAUUGCUCCCGCUCUUGCCGAUCCCACUAUUUCACCACAUCUACCACUCGGCGACAGAUGGGGAGGCCGGAGAAACGCCAGCCGUGCGGCUCGACACUCGCUGCCUGACAUCCGUGUUCGGCUUGACACAUCUCGCUACGAAGAUUUUAUUUGGCAGCCGUACACUGAUGAUAUGUUGGACACUAUCCCAGCGUAUUGUUUAGAUGGGCGCGCUUUUUGGCGGGCCACGGUUCCACUUAUUUAUUUUCAUAUUGUGGAGUGGCACCAGGCAGACAGAGUUCUGCAGCAGUUCGGACUGCAACAGGGUAUUCCAGACGCCCCACUUCAGGACCACUCACUACACUCCCUUACCCUGAAGAGCAGCUCAUCUUGGAUCCAGACACACUCUCACUACAUUCGUGUGUGGGACGACCGGCUCCGGUUUGUAAUUUCAGGACAGCCCCUCCAGGACCCACCUCAUUAUCAUUCCGAGUAUAUGGAUUGGUUUCGGUAUGUCACGCGUCGCUGGAUCACACGACAGGGCGCUGAGCUCGGAGCACAGGCCGAUUUUGUGGAGCGUGUACGUAGGGAUGCUCCUGUUGACACUGAGCUUCGGCGGUUCGCAGCCAGCACACAGAGAGGCACUAGAGAGGACCGCCGUGAUGUUACAUCGCCCCCUAUCGAGCCUUCUAUACCGCCGCAUCGACUACCAGUCAUACCUGACGCGCCGAUAGAUCCGACUACACUGCGACAUCGACGGCGACAGCGGCGUCACCCCCCUGCACCACCUCAGCGUCCGACUGAUCCUAUGCCUCCCCCAGUGGUUUUUCAUCCUUUCAGAGGGCAUUACUAUUACGCGGGGUCCAGCUCUGCACCGCCACCCUUUUCAUCGGGUCCUCCUUCUUCUUCUGGCCAGUUUUACGGGGAUUCGGCACAUCACUAUUUUCAGGGGUCGUGUUCAUAUCCAGUGCCACCAGGACCUUCUUCGCCUUUUGUUCCUCCGCCGCCUGCUUAUGUACCACCUACGGUGCCUCCUUUUCAGGUGCAGUGGGAUCAGCCUACACAGGGUACACAGGACUUUUCAGCUUCACAGGGACUUCCACAGACACCUGGGACUACAGAUUUUCUGUCAUAUGGUAGCAGUUGGUUGGGUCUAGACAGCAUGGAGGCGAUGAUGUUCCGCCAACAAGGAGAAUUUGUUACCCCGCCACCAGCAACGACGAGUACGGCCAUUCCCCAGGACCAGCAGGGUGACAACGGAGCCGACGACGAGGACGCCGAUGCAGGAGAGGGUGAUGGUGAUGGUCGCCCAGGUCGACGUUACCUCACCAUCAGUACAGGCCGUCGGGCGAACCGUAACAGAAACAACUUGCGCUCGAACCUCCCGGUCACUAGUAGAUAUGACGAUAGGACUCCUAGAUGAUUUCUUUUUUGUACUUUGUACAUUAUUAUCUGAUGUGGUAAUCUUUUUUAAUUUGUAAUUUUUAUUUUAUUAAAUAUGUUAUUGUUAUUAAGUAUAAAUUAUAUUUGAAUAUUUGUUAAUAUAAUUAUUUUGUAGUAUUUUAUAAAUUUAUUUUUGUAGAA